Menidia menidia (Atlantic silverside) is the source of this 459-nucleotide messenger RNA. The record is from the annotation of a GenBank genome assembly. NCBI's taxonomy places the organism in Eukaryota, Metazoa, Chordata, Actinopteri, Atheriniformes, Atherinopsidae.
CUGGUUCAAAGCAAGCCGACAGGAAAACCGCUCAAGGGGGAGAUCACGGAAAUAUACAGGGAGGACAAAACGCAGGAGAGAAGCUUUCGAACCCUGCAGAUGACAGCUGAGACCAGGAGCGCAACAGCGAGUCGCGACGUCCUCCAGAAGUCCAGGCGCACCGGGGCCCCGCAGACCGGAUCCGCUUUCGGUUCCCCGGCGCACCUCAACAUGGCCGCGCCCACCUGCACCAGGUUCACCGACGAGUACCAGCUCUACGAGGAGCUGGGCAAGGGGGCUUUCUCCGUGGUCAGGAGGUGCAUGAAGAUCUCCUCGGGACAGGAGUAUGCGGCCAAAAUCAUCAACACCAAGAAGCUCUCCGCCAGAGGAGCCCGUCUUCUUUUAGGCCUCCACAAAGGGGGUCCGGUGCUGGUGGUCCUGGACUCUGUCUGGCUGGAGGGACUGGUUCACUUGGGUUGA